Molecule: messenger RNA, 2743 nt
Organism: Lactuca virosa
Lineage: Eukaryota; Viridiplantae; Streptophyta; Magnoliopsida; Asterales; Asteraceae
Source: the annotation of a GenBank genome assembly
AAUUUUUCCAAUCACUCCGUUCAUGUAGCUUUCUUCCCCCUCGCAUCAUCAUAUGGAAAUCCUAUUCAACCCACAACCCUCGCCAACAUGGCCGCAUAUAUUUCACCAAACAUAACUCUUCUUGUCCAUUCUCAAUUUAAUUUCCUCCCUGAUUCAGCACUCUUCUCUUCCCCCCCUUUCGCCUUUACUUGAAGAAUGAUAAACUUACAAUCUUAAGAGUUAAGCCUGUUAAUAUGGCGACCCAUAAGCUGUUUACCCAAAAAUCCUACUUUAAUUUCGUGGAUGAACCAGUUACAGCUGAUUUGGUGCAGAGAACGAUGAAGAAAAUUUGUAGGUUUCUGUGGGUUUUGCUAUGCAAUUUCGUUUUGUUUUUGUCUGGGCAUUUGAUCAAACACCUGGCGAGAUCACGAACUGAUAAUGAUCACGAGAAUAAUCUGGAUACAACUGUGGUUUUUAAUGAGCUAGAAGAACCAACUGCUCGAAGCUCCCGUGGUUCGAACUUUAUUGGGUUCGAUGAAGACUACAAAUCUGAGUUUACUUUCGGGUUUCAGUUUCAGAUGAAAGAAGAAGAUUUUAUGAGCCAUAAAGGCGUCACCGAGGCAAAAUCACGGAAUACAGGGGAAGCUUUCAUGGAGAAUGAGCUGAAAACGACGACGAACACAAGUAAGUACCAAUUCGUGUCUGUUCAAGAUUUUAGCGAGUUUGUUGCAGCGCCAGAAUCAGCUAGCUUUACUGUUCAUGAAUCGGUAAUGGAAGACGAUUUCAUCAUUAAAGAUAAGGGAAUAAGUAAAAAAGACUUUAGCGACUUAGAAGUCGAACAAGAGCCUAAAAUCAAAGAUGAACAGAAUGGAUGGAAUGAAACUUCAAAUCUUCCAUCAAAUGAAAAAGUUGACGAUUUCAUAGAACCAGAGGUUUCUUCUACUCAAAUUCAUCAAAGCGCGGAUCUUCCAAAUCCAGAUUCCAUCAAUUCUGAAGAAAAAUCGAAGGAAUCUGUUAAAUUACAUGUGAAAAAUCAAUUGAAUUCGGGUAAAAAUGGAGUUUCUGAGCCGGAGAAAGUUAAUUGGUUGGGGGAUUUUUUCAUGAGAAACAAUAGUUUUUCUUAUGGAGUUCAACUAUCUCAAGAACACGAAUCUGAUUCUCUAGAUUCCCAUCUGGAAUCAUAUGAUUCCAGUAAUGAGUUUAUCUCAAUUAAUCCUCAAGAUGUUGAAAUCAUCAAUGAAAAAGAGUCAGACAGUUUGAAUCCAGAAGAAAUUGACGAUGAUUACAUUGAAUUCGAACCCAAUCUCAAAGAUCAUGUGAACAUACAACAACGGAAUCUUGAUUCCAACGCCAAACAUGAAUCAGAUGCUUUUAUCAAAAAGAUGGAAUCACAAACUGAAGUCAUGAAAACAUGGGAAUUGGAUUUGGAAGAAGAAGAUGAAGCUGAUGUGUUACUUGAACAUCAAGAAUUGAUUGGUCAGAUGAAAAUGGAAUUAAAGAAUGCAAGAACAGGAGGUCUACCCACAAUUCUUGAAGAAUCUGAAACUCCAAGAAUGAAAGAAGAUUUAAAACCUUUAAAAAUGGAUGAGAAACUGGAACACAGAGAUUUAAUGGCAGAAAUUCAGAAGUUCUACAAAAGCUACAAUGAAAAAAUGCGAAAAUUAGAUGUCUUGAAUUACCAAACAUUGCAGGCUAUAAAUUUUCUACGAAUGAAGCAUCCGGACCAAAUGAACACGGGAGAAAACAACACAUCACUCUCAGCCCUCAAAUCGGUUCUUUUACCAAGUUUAUGGCCAUGUAAAUUAAGAAGAAUAUACGCGGACCCCACACUAAAAUCCAUCACCGAAUUAAAUAAAGAUUUAGAAAUUGUGUAUGUUGGACAAGCUUGUCUCUCAUGGGAGAUUCUUCAUUGGCAAUACAAAAAAUCGAAAGAAUUACAGUUAUAUGAUCCUCAAGGCUACCGAUCUUAUAAUCAAGUUGCAAUUGAGUUUCAACAAUUUUAUGUUCUUCUUAGAAGGUUUACAGAAGAUGAAUUGUUUCAAGGGCCUAGAGUUCUUAAUUACACCAAACAAAGAUGCAUCCUUAAAGGCCUUCUUCAAGUUCCAGCCAUUAGAGAUGACAAUUUAAAAGAAAAGAAGGCAAGAAAAGAAGACAAAGAAGAUAUAGUUUCAAUAUCAACAAUGGCAACCAUGAUCAAGGAAUCAAUGACAGUAUUUUGGGAAUUUCUUCACACCGAUAAAGACACCACCAAUUUGUUCUUAACAAUAAUCCUUCAAGGAACCAAAGCACAUCUUCAAGACCCUAAUGAUUCCACCCUUUUCAUGGAAAUCAAAACAAAUCAUCAAAAGAAGGAAAGAAGGCUCAAGGACAUGCUAAGAACAGGAAAUUGCAUAGUGAAAAAGUUUCAAAAACAUCAAGAAACAAUAUUGGAUCAACAUAUGUUUGUUUCACAAGUGGAAUUGAGAUUGGUUUCAAGAGUUUUAAGCUUGCCAAGAUUGAGUAGAGAUCAAUUGCUUUGGUGUCAAAGUAAGUUGAACAAUAUCAAGUUUGUAGAUCGAAAGGUUGAAGUUGAAGAUAGUUUGUUUUUGCUUUUUCCAUGUUGAAAAAUGUAAGUUUUGAGAUAUAUAUGAGUAGAGAUCCCACUUCUUUAUCUAUGAUCCAUGUUUUUUUGUUGAAGGAAGAUGAAGAAGUAGUGGAUUUAGUAAAAGUUUAUGUGAGUAAAAACAGAAAUUUUGGUUAAGUUGUUUUGGAGGGUUGAAGGUGU